Molecule: messenger RNA, 2648 nt
Organism: Talaromyces stipitatus ATCC 10500
Lineage: Eukaryota; Fungi; Ascomycota; Eurotiomycetes; Eurotiales; Trichocomaceae
Product: DUF221 domain protein, putative
Exons: 5
Coding region: 51-2648 (865 amino acids)
Cellular component (GO): plasma membrane
Molecular function (GO): calcium-activated cation channel activity
Source: RefSeq, a predicted model, not a curated record
UUAACUAGUCCUUGUCGAAUACGGAGACAGCCUAAGGUCCGCUGCCCACCAUGGCUAGCCUAGUGUUCGACUAUGUGAUCAGACGUGACAAUAUCGCAGACCCUAAUCAUGACCCUAAUAUCGGUUCCUCUCGUGGUAAUGCGAGCUCAACGUCAGGAGAAGUUGUCGAGGGUUUGACAGGUGGUGGCUCAACGUCGAAUUCUGCCCUGGUGUCCACUCUACUCCCUGCGCUGGUAAUUGCUGGCUUCUGGUUUGGCCUGUUCCUCAUCUGUCGCCGUAAUCAGCAACGGUGGUACUCACCUCGGUCCCAUCUCCCAAAUCUCCAUCACCAUGAACGGAGUCCGGAGUUACCCCGUGGAUUCAUCAACUGGUUCGGCGCUUUCUUUCAGAUCUCCGAUUCACAUGUGUUACAUCAUUCCUCUCUUGACGGAUAUUUGUUUUUGCGCUUCUUGCGGAAUCUUUGUAUCAUAUCGUUCGCCGGUAUCAUAAUCCUCUGGCCUGUGCUGCUACCUGUUCAUGCUACCGGAGGCGCUGGGAACACCCAAAUGGACCAAUUCAGCUUUAGUAAUGUGACAAAUCCGACAAAGUACUAUGCACAUGCAGUGAUGGGAAUGAUCUAUUUCACAUACGUAUUCUUCGUGGUCACCCGCGAGAGUCUAUUUUACGCCAACCUGCGGCAAACCUAUCUCAAUUCACCAGCAUAUGUAAACCGUAUUUCGUCCCGGACGGUACUGUUCAUGUCGGUACCCGAGUCAUAUAAAAGUGAGAAGAAGCUGCGCCAAGUCUUUGGCGACAGCAUUCGCCGUAUUUGGAUUACCUCGGAUUGCAAGGAGCUCAACAAGAAGGUUGAUGAAAGGGACAAACUAGCUUACCGCCUCGAAAGAGCAGAGAUCAACCUCAUUCGCGGGGCCAAUGCUGCUCGACUAAAGGCAGAAGCCGUCAGAAAGAAAAGCGGUUUUAAUGUAUGCGAUGAUUGCGAGCUGGCAGAUCCUCUGACUGACUCAAAGAUCAAACGGCCCAUGCAUCGCGCUAAUUUUUUCGGGAAGAAGGUUGAUAGUAUUCAGUAUUAUCGUUCCCGCCUGGCUGUAGCUAUCAAGGAAGUCGAAGAACUGCAACAAAAACACCGUGAUGGAGACGCAAAAUAUCUCACUGCGGUGUUUGUGGAAUUCCAAACGCAGUCAGAUGCUCAAGUUGCGUUGCAAACUCUAUCCCACCACCAGCCUAUGCAUAUGACCCCUCGUUAUACCGGAAUAGCACCCCGUGAAGUAAUAUGGUCUUCUCUGAACCUGAGUUGGUGGCAGAGAAUUGUUCGUAUUUUUGCGGUGCAAGGUGGGAUUGCUGCUCUGAUCAUCUUCUGGUCUAUUCCCGCCGCGAUUGUUGGUACUAUCUCGAAUGUCACUUAUCUUGCGAAUUUGAUCCCAUUCCUAGGAUGGUUAGCCCAUCUUCCUGGAUUCAUCGAAGGUGUUAUAACAGGGUUGUUACCAUCUGCCGCUUUGAUCUUGCUCAUGUCGCUAGUUCCCCCUAUUUGUCGACUUUGCGCAAGGAAAGCUGGUCUGCCUUCUCUAUCGCGUGUAGAGUUAUUUACACAGUCCGCACACUUCUGUUUCCAAGUUGUUCAAGUGUUUUUGGUGACCACAAUCACGUCAGCGGCUUCAGCAGCUGUCAGCCAGAUCAUCAAGAAUCCAUUAUCGGCAAAAGAUCUGUUGGCACAGAACCUUCCCAAGGCGUCCAACUUUUAUAUUUCCUACUUUCUACUGCAAGGCUUAUCGAUGAGCUCAGGAGCCGUUGUUCAAAUUAUGAGCGCAGUUAUUUUCAAGAUUCUAUCCGUCUUUUUUGCAACAACUCCAAGGCGCUUAUUUAAUCGCUGGACGCAGUUGACCGGACUCAGCUGGGGCAGCAUUCUUCCCGUAUUUACCAACAUGGGUGUCAUUGCACUGACAUACUCCUGCAUUGCGCCUCUCAUUUUGGCUUUUGCCUUCAUUGGGCUCUUUCUCGUUUAUCAAGCCUACCGCUACAAUCUUCUGUUUGUAUACGACCUUGACAUUGACACCAAGGGUCUGAUAUAUCCACGUGCCCUGCAGCAUUUGCUUACUGGUAUUUAUCUCGCGGAAAUCUGCAUGAUUGGACUCUUCUCUAUCAAAGCAGCAAUCGGACCGCUGAUAAUUAUGGCAUUCUACACAAUCCUUACAAUUCUCGCUCACAUUUCUCUUAAUGAUAUGUUGAGCCCACUUAUGAACUUCCUCCCGCGGUCUCUAGAUACCGAGGAGGAAGAGAUUCAAAUGAAUAGGGAAGCAAGAGAAGCCUAUCAGCAUGCAGUAACUCGUCACGGCCGAAUCUGGAAGUGGUUCCACCCCAAUCUCUACAGAGACUAUGCAGACCUUCGGCGCAAAGUUCGGAGGGAUGACAUUCAGAUCAAAUAUUCAGCCCAGGAACUAGCGGACGCCUACUACGAGCCUUGUAUCACCGCUAAAACACCUCAGCUGUGGAUUCCUCGAGAUCCGGGUGGGCUUAGUCAGGAGGAAAUUCGACAUACAAGUACCAUCAUUCCCAUAUCCGACCAAGGCGCACAUCUCGACGCCAAGAAUAAGAUUCGGUGGAAUAAAGACGACGAAGAUUUGCACAUGUGGCAGAGAAGAGUGCUAUAUUAG